GUUUUCACCUUUACGAUAAUGCAUGAGAUUUCUCCACACAAUUCGCUAGUUUUGGCUGUAAAGCAAGGAAAUUUCUUGAGAAGAAAGUACGGGCGAAUAACAAUAAACAACUAACAGAUAACUAAUCAAACAAACAAAUCUUGUAAUCGUCAGAUCAGACCCCACUUUUUCAAUCGUCUCUUUCACACUUCUCUCAACUUGUUCUUAUUUCCCUCUCUAUUCUUAUUAAUACCCUUUCAAAUUCUUCUACAACCAGCAAUGUUCCCAUCUUUCAAAAUCCAAUCUUUUUCUUCUCAUUGAACUAAUUAAUCAAAGAAACCACUGCCCUUUUCUCUGUUUUUCUUGUUUCUUGUCAUAACCCAUUAAUCAAUGGAAGGUGAAUUGAAGAACUAUAGCCAUGGACUUAAAAGACUGAGAUGCUCGGUUCAGAAAUAUGAUUGGGGAAAAAAUGGGCGUGAUUCUACUGUUGCAAAGCUUUAUUCUUUGAAUUCUGGGUCUCAAAUUGAAGAUGAUAAGCCUUAUGCUGAGCUUUGGAUGGGUACUCAUGGUUCUGGGCCUUCUUUUGUGGUGAUGGAAGAUGGUGUGGAGAAUGGGAAUGCUGAAUGUUUGAGUUUGAAGGAAUGGAUUGCUAAUAAUCCGAAUGUUCUUGGUGAUAAGGUUUUGGAUAAGUGGGGUUGUGAUCUCCCUUUCUUGUUCAAGAUUCUGUCUGUGGCAAAAGCAUUAUCAAUUCAAGCUCACCCUGAUAAAGAAUUGGCCAAAAUGCUGCACAAGUUGCACCCAGAUGUUUACAAGGAUGAUAAUCAUAAGCCUGAGAUGGCUUUGGCCAUUACUGAGUUCGAGGCCCUCUGUGGUUUUAUCAGUAUUGAGGAGCUCAACACUGUGCUUCAAAAUGUUCCUGAGAUUGCAGAACUUGUUGGCGCUGUAGAUGGCAACAAAAUUUUAUACAUUAAUGAGCAGGAAGGGGAGGAGAAAGUAAAAUCAGUCCUGAGAUCAAUUUUUACCCAACUCAUGUCAGCUGGCAAAGAGACGAUAACUGAAGUUAUAUCUAAAUUGAAAAAUCGACUGCAAAUGGAAAGCCAGACGAGACGGUUGACAGACAAAGAACAGCUUAUCUUGCAAUUAGAAAAACAAUAUCCAGCUGAUAUCGGUGUCAUUUCAGCCUUCUUUCUCAAUUACGUAAAGCUUAAUCCUGGUGAAGCAUUAUAUCUGGGUGCAAAUGAACCUCAUGCAUAUCUCUAUGGAGAGUGCAUUGAAUGCAUGGCAACAUCUGACAAUGUUGUACGCGCCGGCCUUACCCCCAAGCAUCGGGAUGUCCAAACUCUUUGCUCCAUGCUUACAUACAAACAGGGAUCCCCUGAAAUUCUGAAAGGAUUUCCUCUGAGCCCAUAUAUAACAAGAUAUCUACCGCCUUUCAAUGAAUUUGAGGUUGAUAGGUGCAUUCUUUCAAAGGGUGAUUCAACAGUGUUCCCUGCAGUCCCAGGUCCUUCCAUAUUUGUGGUCACUGCUGGGAAUGGAAUAAUGAAGACAGGAUCAUCUGAAGAAGUUGUUAGUGAAGGAGAUGUCCUAUUUGCACCUGCUAACCUUGAGAUUAGGAUAGCGACUACGUCCGAGCUAUGUCUGUACAGGGGUGGAGUGAAUAGCAGGUUCUUCCAAAUCUUGUGAAUGGGAAGGCAAAGCAGCUCUAAGUUUUAGUGGGUAAAUUGUUAGUUUGAUUCUUUGUAUUACCAACAUUUAAUAAUUCAUGUAUUAUGUUAUAGAAAGUAAUAGUAAAGCUGGCAUGUAAAUGCCAUGAAAUAUAGUAAAGUCAUACUGGCUAAAGUCCAUUUUGAAUCA
Molecule: messenger RNA, 1833 nt
Organism: Mercurialis annua (annual mercury)
Lineage: Eukaryota; Viridiplantae; Streptophyta; Magnoliopsida; Malpighiales; Euphorbiaceae
Product: mannose-6-phosphate isomerase 1
Exons: 5
Coding region: 370-1662 (430 amino acids)
Biological process (GO): carbohydrate metabolic process; GDP-mannose biosynthetic process
Cellular component (GO): cytosol
Molecular function (GO): mannose-6-phosphate isomerase activity; zinc ion binding
Source: RefSeq, a predicted model, not a curated record